AGCUGCACAGACGCACAGGGCUUAAGCGUGCGCACGAAAGAACGACGAAAACAGAGGAAGAGAGAGAAAGAGAGAGGGCAGCAGCGGAGGGAGAGGAGAGAGGAAGAGAAAACCUUAAUUAAUUCAGGCUCGGAGAUGGGAGGGACGCUACCGCUGUCCGUGCCGUGAGCCGUGGUGCAGCCCAUGUCUCCUGUACAUCUGACUGUGCCGUUUGCGUCCUUUACGAAGGAAACGAGCGAGACGAGUGACCAAAACUGCAGUGUGCAUCGCUUCUUCGAUCUCCACUCGCGGGCAGACUUCACCGGGAUGUCAUAUGGACCAUAACAGCAGCUGCCAUAAUAACCCGGAGACCAUUUCCAUUGCUGAGAUCCACUGUGCCACCUCGUGCGGAGCCAUGACAAGUAGUUAGUGGUGGAGACAUAGAUUCUUCCUGACAUCUUCCCCUUUCUGCAGAGCGAGAAGCUGGAGUACCAAUUCACACCUACCAAACUCCUAUAAAAUGAUUAUGACAAACCACUCUUGAAAAGCAUAUUAUGAUUGAGGGCUUCUGAUGAACCUGCUAAGACAUGGACAGUCAUGACUUCCCAAAUCCCCUGUGUCUCCGUCUUAUUUCGCCGAUCGAUCCGAGGAUAACGUCAAUCCCCUUGGUGUGGCUCGUGGGCUGACUGGCUCCUGACUGGCUCCUAAAGUCUCCGAAAUCCGACUGUGGCCCUAAAACAUCAUGGGAGAUCGGGGCUGGGUGUGCCUGAGCCCAGCUGAGUUUAGCCAGCUGCAGCAAUACAGCGAAUACUCCACAAAGAAGCUCAAAGAUGUCUUGGAUGAGUUUCAUGGAGAUGGUGUCCUCUCUAAGUACAACCCAGAGCAACCCAUUGACUAUGAAGGCUUUCAGCUCUUCAUGGCCACCUACCUGGAGAACGAUCUCCCAGAGGAGCUGUGUCAGCAUCUCUUCACCUCCUUCAAGAGUAAGUCUGGAGGCUGCUCCCCCGACCAGUCCAGAGCUGGGACCAGUCUCCUUGAAGCCCGCUCCAUUGAUGCAGGCAUCUCUAUACAGACUGAAGUGGCCUGUGCCCCCAUUACAGGCAUGAAUGGUAAGAGUAUCCUGUGUGCCAUGGGACGCCACACUCCAGAGCACAGUGUUAUGAGCACAGCAGGUUCAGGGGCCACCACCUCCCCCUGCUCCUCCCGCUCCUCCUCUCAGCGAUCCGGGGCGGGGGGUCAGACACCUGGACAACACAGAUCACCCUGCACUAAAGCCAAAUCCACUGAGGGCAACAAUAACAAUGCCCUGACACCCAACACAGGCCCCUCCAGGUCGCCGGUAUCGCCCAAACUCUCCCCAGAGAGAAGUCACUCAGAGAAACAUUUGUCGCUGCGGAGGAGCCCGUCACCGCAGAAGCUGUCCCCCCUGCCGUCCCCCCAGGUGGUCUUUCUCAAGGACAUCGUCUGUUACCUCUCACUGUUGGAGAGAGGCACCCCCGAAGACAAGCUGGAGUUCAUGUUCCGGCUCUAUGACACGGACGGCAAUGGUCUCCUGGACAGCUCUGAGUUAGAUCGUAUCAUAAAUCAGAUGGUACAUGUGGCUGAGUAUCUGGAGUGGGAUUCAACAGAACUGAGACCUAUUUUGAAGGAGAUGAUGGAGGAGAUUGACUUUGACCGGGACGGGACAGUCACUCUGGAGGAGUGGAUCCGAGGAGGCCUCACCACUAUCCCUUUACUGGUCCUGCUGGGCAUGGACACGAAUGUACAAGAAGAUGGGCAGCAUGUGUGGCGUCUGAAGCACUUCAAUAAACCAGCGUACUGUAACUACUGCCACACCAUGCUGCUGGGAGUUCGCAAGCAGGGCCUGUGCUGCUCCUUAUGCAAAUACACAGUACAUGAACGCUGUGUGUCCAAAGACAUUGCUGCCUGCAUCAGCACUUAUGCCAAGUCACGUCGUCACACCAACGCUAUGCAGCAUGUGUGGAUGGAGGGUAAUUCUCCUACAAAAUGUGACCGCUGCCACAGAAGCAUCAAGUGUUACCAGGGUCUGACGGGACUGCACUGUGUCUGGUGUCAAAUCACUCUCCAUAAUAAGUGUGCGUCUAAUGUCAAGCCCGAAUGUGAUGGAGGAGCACUGAGAGACCACACGCUGUUGCCCUCGUACAUCUGCCCUGUCGUCUUGGAUCGUCACUCAGUGGUCAAGCGGGGUGAAGGGGACUCGCCGCCCAGCACUAGUCCAGAAGACACCAAUCAGACAUUUAAAUUCAGCCCUGGUGAUGGACAGGCACUGCAGAUCACCCCACUGCCAGGCACUCACCCGCUGCUGGUGAUGGUAAAUCCGAAAAGUGGUGGAAGGCAAGGAGAGCGGGUCCUCAGAAAGUUCAGGUACUUACUCAACCCCAGGCAAGUCUACACUUUGGAUCAAGGCGGACCAAUGGUGGGGCUCAAUUUCUUUCAUGAUGUCCCUGACUUCCGAGUACUAGCCUGUGGAGGCGAUGGGACUGUGGGCUGGAUAUUGGACUGCAUAGACAAGGCCAACUUUGCCAGACACCCUCCAGUGGCCAUCCUCCCUCUGGGCACAGGGAAUGACUUGGCUCGCUGUUUACGCUGGGGAGGAGGUUACGAGGGUGGCAGUUUGCUGAAGUUUCUUCGGGACAUUGAGCACAGCACAGAGGUGGUGUUGGACCGCUGGAACAUCGACAUUGUCCCUGACGAUAAAGAAGAGAAGGGAGACCCUGUGCCCUACAGCAUUGUCAACAACUACUUUUCUAUAGGAGUGGAUGCCUCCAUCGCACAUCGUUUCCAUCUAAUGCGAGAGAAGCACCCAGAGAAGUUCAACAGCAGAAUGAAGAAUAAGCUCUGGUACUUUGAGUUUGGCACCACUGAGACAAUCUCGGCCACAUGCAAGAAACUGAACGAAUGCAUCGAAGUGGAGUGUGACGGGAUCAUCUUAGACCUCAGUAACACGUCUUUGGAGGGCAUUGCAGUCCUCAACAUUCCCAGCAUGCACGGCGGCUCUAACCUGUGGGGCGAGUCGAAGAAGAGGAGGAACUACAACCGCAUGAGUAAGAAGGUUCCUGACAGGAUGCCGUCCAGCACUGUCACUGACGCCAAAGAGCUCAAGUUUUGUGUUCAAGACCUCAGUGACACUCUGUUGGAAGUGGUGGGUCUGGAGGGGGCCAUAGAGAUGGGUCAGAUCUACACUGGACUGAAGAGCGCAGGACGGAGAUUGGCCCAGUGCUCCAGUGUCACCAUCAGGACAUCCCGGCGAUUGCCAAUGCAGAUAGAUGGUGAGCCCUGGAUGCAGCCACCAUGUACACUUCGAAUCACACACAAGAACCAGGUCCCGAUGCUGUUGGGUCCACCUCAGAAGACCCCGUUUUUCUUCUUCAAAAAACGCAACCGGAGCCGUGACUAAAACUAAAACCCAAAUACUGAAAAUAGAAUAUGCACACACACAUCGUUACACAUAAACAGGCAGCUCCAUAAGAUGAGGUAUGUCAGAGAUAUGUUGAUUUCUUUGGGGAUUUCGAUCGACCAAAAAUCAGGACUCUCCGAACUACAAGACUUUUGACCAAGCCCUGUGGAAGUAUUCUAUUUAUCAUUGUGGAUUUUAACUCUUUGUGGACCAGUACAGCACUGCCUGACCAAUACAAAUCUAGAUACUAGUAUGAACUCAAUUUCAAAGAACUAAAAUAAAAAAAUGCACAAACUUGGAUGAAGAAAGUGAAAGCUGGAUUGCUGUAAACCCGACUUUGAGUAAACAUGGGCACAACCACUUCUCUACAUAAAUAAUAGAGUUGGUUGUAAGAGACUGCACUGCGGGCCCCCCCUCCUCCCCACACACACACAUUGACAACAGCUGAGCGGAGGAGCGCCACGGAAAAUGCCUCAUACAUUAUUGACUUAUUUUGUUUGUUACGUUGGCGGUAGUAGGGCGCAUCUGUGGCAACAUGCAAGGACUGGGAGCCCCUCAGCAUCACUAGCCUAAAAAACCUUUAACAACGAAGAAAAGAAAAUAUCCUGCUUACAGACUGAUAGGGGAUGUUAUUGCAGUUCCUCUGGUCUUAUUUUGUGCAGAUCAUUUAUUCCAGCGUUGUUCUGACUCAGCUCGUUGGCUUGGUUCGCUGUAAUAUGAGGUCGUGGAUUGAAAUAAAUCUUCUCGAGAGUGUUAAAGCUAGGCCCCUGGGUUUUUAUUUACCGGCGCAUUGACAGGGGACCUAAAAUUAUCACUCACUUACAGAGACUGUGUGUGCUCCUGUGAAAUCCUACGCCUAAUUACACUGUCAAACAUCACCGUCCCCUCCGCAGCCUCUUCAUUAUUUCUUUAAAUACCAAAAAUACAUGAAAGGACAAAGAUGGACUUCAAAGAAAAUAUCUGUUAAGGAUCUGUUAAAAAGAGGCACUAGGUCUCUGUUGAUAAUAACGAAUGUAACACAUGAGUAUAAUAAUCAUGUCCCCAAAAUAUUGCAAUGAUAUCAUAUAAGAAUAAGUAUAUGUAUAUUUCUGGAAAGUAGGUGUAGAUCACAUAUACUGUACACUUGAAUGUGUUUGAAUUUAUCAUUGUUAAUGUAAAAGUCUUAGAGUUUAGAGGGGUUUGGAUCAGUAUUCUCACUGUUCAGAGCUACAGUCACUCUCUGGAGGUUUCCACUCAUUUAGGGAGAAUCUGUGAUCUGAAAACUGUGAUUCAGCAAGCGACAAGGCAAUUUGUCAUUUAAUAUUGUGAAAUAUUAUGAUAGAGUGCUGUCAUUACCGAUGCUCUUAUAAUCUUUUAUAAAGCCAGAAGAACUGUGAUGGUCGGAUCUGUGACACUGUGGACAUUACGAGUUUUCUGAGGUUUUCGAUUAUUUAUUUAUUUUGUUUUAUUUUUGGUAUAUUUAUUAUUUUUGUGUAAUUCAUCAUUAUUUGUUAAACAGUUUAAAGUUUUUUUUUCUUCUAGCAACUUUCAGACAUUUACAUUUUAAAGUUUAUGUUAUAGAGAGAAUUUUUUUGAGAAAUCUUGAAACAUUGUUUGAAAAUUCAAAAUAGUUUUUACUAUGUUAAAAAAAAUUAAGCAAAAAUCAUACUUGAUAUUUAAUUUGCGAUAUGGCCUUAUAGUGUAUACGUAUAUUAUGAAAUAUAUGUAUUAAACAAUGGCACAAUAUUUUAAAUUACAGUCAUGUUUGGGGCAUGAGUUUCUAACAUUGGCUUGUGUUACUGUGGAAACUGUGGAGUCCUCGGAGAGUGACUGUAGAGAGGACUUAUGAGCACCACUGUGGGGUGAGGCCAAGACGCUUUGACCCUGGCUCCCUUUAACCACACUGGGACCGCCCUCUGAUACCCAGGCCCCCCAAAACCCAUCCACUUUUUCAGUAUUCAAGAAAAAUGAUUAUUUCUACCUAGAUUUAAUAUCUACAAUCACAACAAGCACUUUGUAAUAGCAUCACUGUGGAAGUUAUCAUUAUUUCCUAUAGGAGCCUGGGUGCAAGAGAAGCCAGUGUAAAAAGAGUGCAUGUUUACAGUAAUUACAGUUAUUGAACGAAUAGUUUUAAACCGCUAUAUUACCAAGUGUAUAUAUUUGUUUAUAAUAUUUUACCUUCAUCACCGCAUGCCUGCUGAAACAGUGAGUGAACAAAACAGCGCGUGUGCAUCCAAAUGAUCAUUUCUUUGCUUUGCUAAAUCUGAAAUAUUUAUUAUUUGUUGUGAUUAUAUUUUUUGCUAGCAUGUUCAUAGUCAUGUAUAAAAGACGGGGGAAAUAAACUGUUUGGUGCAAAAGAGAAAGCUGCAGGCCCCCAGCUGUGUCAUCUGUCACAACUUGUGUGUUUUACUGUGGGCAAUAAGGGGAGCGUGUGUCAGAUCUGAGGUUUAUGACUAUGCUUUGAAGUGAUAGGUGGCCCUAAAGUCAAUAGAGCUGUUCUCAUAGGCUUUGUAAUUAUCACACUGUUAGACGUUGAAAACACUAAUACACUCUGAUGCUACUGUAUACAGCACUGUGCAAUAAAAGCUCUGGUCUGAAGACAGUGGUGAUAGCAACAAAGAAAGGCAUGUCUUUUUAAUAUAAAGAUAGAACUUACACUUAACUUAAUCCACACAAGAAAGAACUUGGACACAGUAGGUCACACAUUAUAGUCUAAUAACAAAGAGUAAAAAAUUAAUGGUAAUGAAACUCUAAAUAAUGAUAACUGAAGACAUCUAAGGUUCAAAUAUACAGAUUGUAUAUGUGUGAAAUAUUGUAAAUAUAACAUACUGUAUAUAUCUAUAAGCUAUGCAAGAACAGAAAUAGCAAUUUGAAUCUAACUUUAUCCUUGACCCUAUGCCAUGGGUUACCAGUUAUUAUAAUAUGUGCAAAAAAACUUGAUGUGUUAAAUAAAAAUUUUGACAAAAUUGCAAC
Boleophthalmus pectinirostris (great blue-spotted mudskipper) is the source of this 6349-nucleotide messenger RNA. It is a transcript of the gene dgkg, whose product is annotated as diacylglycerol kinase beta. The record is from RefSeq and is a predicted model, not a curated record. Gene Ontology annotation, cellular component: plasma membrane. Gene Ontology annotation, biological process: diacylglycerol metabolic process; intracellular signal transduction; lipid phosphorylation. The transcript is spliced from 26 exons. NCBI's taxonomy places the organism in Eukaryota, Metazoa, Chordata, Actinopteri, Gobiiformes, Gobiidae. Bases 722 to 3397 code for a protein of 891 amino acids. Gene Ontology annotation, molecular function: ATP-dependent diacylglycerol kinase activity; calcium ion binding.